Molecule: messenger RNA, 630 nt
Organism: Eurytemora carolleeae
Lineage: Eukaryota; Metazoa; Arthropoda; Copepoda; Calanoida; Temoridae
Product: longitudinals lacking protein-like
Exons: 4
Coding region: 48-425 (125 amino acids)
Biological process (GO): regulation of transcription by RNA polymerase II
Cellular component (GO): nucleus
Molecular function (GO): protein binding
Source: RefSeq, a predicted model, not a curated record
AUAAACAGAACUAAAUAUUUUUCAGACUACCCUCACUUAAUCUAAAGAUGGAUGACCAACAGCAGUUCUGCCUGAGAUGGAACGACUUCCAGACCAACAUGGUCGCCUCCUUCAAGCAUCUCAGGGACGAAAAGUCCUUCACUGACGUUACAAUUGCCUGUGACGGUCAGAGCACCAAGGCUCACAAGAUGAUUCUCUCUGCCUGCAGUCCUUACUUCAAGGCACUACUGGAGGAGAACCCGGCCAAACAUCCCAUCAUUAUCCUCAAGGAUGUUCCAUUCCAGCAUUUGACCGCUAUCCUGGAGUUUAUGUAUGCUGGUGAGGUCAAUGUUGCUCAGGAUCAGCUACCACAGUUCCUCAAGACAGCAGAGAGACUCAAGGUGAAGGGGUUAGCUGAGGCACCACAAUCCGUCAAGUCGGAGUAAACCUGGAGGAACCAACUCCGUCCCUGCUCUGGGGAUAAAAUCUAUCUUUCCUAUUUUGUGUGUUUGUUUUAUAAGUACAAACUUUGUAAAAAAAAAAUUAAUGACACCAAAAAUACAUUUUCAAACAUUGUACAUAAUAUACCUUCUAUCAGUUUGUACAAUUUCAACUCCGGCCGAAUUUGUACAAUUCUCUUCUUUUCCAGAA